AUGGAUGACAACCUAAACACCUCUGUGGUAGAGAUUGGUCCAUGGUAUGUGUCCAAGUUCAGACCAACUGUUGUUCAGGAGAGCAAGUUAACCAAGGAUGCAAUGAGAACGAUGGGACCAGCAAAAGUAGAACUGCCAUCUCCAGAUAAAUACCUCAAGAAGCCUUCAAAAGAGUCCAAACCUCUUGAAGUGACAGAGUGCUCCAAAGAUGCUCAUAAAACCUACACCUGCACUGAGAAGAAACCACCAGUUCCUUCAAGGACUGACAACCCACUCAUUCACACCAAGAGGGACUUUAUAAAGACAGCUACUGCGGUGCCAAAGAAGCAACAACCUAUGUGGGUGGACACCAACACGGGACACAAGCAGCCUCUUGAAAACUCAGGACUUGUCCCAAAGUACAUAAAGAAAAAGGAUUAUGGUAAAGUACCUGCAUACCUACAGCAGCGCAAUGAGGAAAAGCUGAGGGCUGAGGAGGAGUACAGCAAGUUUGUUCAAGAACAGAGGGAACAGAGAGCUCCAAGACGUCUGCCAGAUGAGGAGCGACGAGGAGUUCUCAUAAGUGAUCAAAUCCACAGCACUGAAUGUCUCCACUUCCCCCUUAAGUGUAAACAUCAGAUAAAAUACCCAUCAAUUUAA
Messenger RNA from Amphiprion ocellaris (clown anemonefish), 639 nucleotides. RefSeq names its product enkurin-like. The transcript is spliced from 4 exons. Gene Ontology annotation, cellular component: acrosomal vesicle. The record is from RefSeq and is a predicted model, not a curated record. The coding region runs from base 1 to 639 and encodes 212 amino acids. Lineage: Eukaryota; Metazoa; Chordata; Actinopteri; Pomacentridae. Gene Ontology annotation, molecular function: calmodulin binding.